Pieris brassicae (large cabbage white) is the source of this 550-nucleotide messenger RNA. RefSeq names its product 40S ribosomal protein S20 (gene RpS20). Bases 147 to 518 code for a protein of 123 amino acids. The transcript is spliced from 3 exons. The record is from RefSeq and is a predicted model, not a curated record. Gene Ontology annotation, biological process: translation. NCBI's taxonomy places the organism in Eukaryota, Metazoa, Arthropoda, Insecta, Lepidoptera, Pieridae. Gene Ontology annotation, cellular component: ribosome; cytosolic small ribosomal subunit. Gene Ontology annotation, molecular function: structural constituent of ribosome.
AUGGUAACACUGGCUAUAAGGGACUUGAGAAAUUUAAAACAAAAUGUCUUCUUUUAACUUGACGUUUUGAGUGAAGCUGUUCUCCGGUUCAGCGCUGAGCACUUUUUUGUGGAAGUUGUUUAUCUCGACCGGGAAAACCAAAUAAAAUGGCAGCCGCUGUCGUAUCAGGCAAAGACAUUGAGAAGCCCCAGGCUGAGAUCUCUCCCGUGCAUCGCAUUAGGAUUACCCUGACAUCCCGUAAUGUGCGCUCAUUGGAAAAAGUCUGCUCUGACCUUAUCAAUGGAGCUAAGAAACAAAAACUGCGUGUCAAGGGUCCAGUCCGCAUGCCAACCAAGAUCCUCCGCAUCACAACCCGUAAGACACCUUGUGGUGAAGGUUCUAAGACCUGGGACAGAUUCCAGAUGAGAAUCCACAAGAGAGUGAUUGACCUUCACUCACCCUCAGAGAUUGUGAAGCAGAUCACAUCGAUCAACAUCGAGCCUGGUGUAGAAGUCGAAGUAACCAUCGCCGAUGCGUAGGCACAGCUGCCAAUAAAAAAGUAUAAGUGAAA